Molecule: messenger RNA, 2123 nt
Organism: Anopheles moucheti
Lineage: Eukaryota; Metazoa; Arthropoda; Insecta; Diptera; Culicidae
Product: allantoinase
Exons: 4
Coding region: 211-1710 (499 amino acids)
Biological process (GO): allantoin catabolic process; purine nucleobase catabolic process
Cellular component (GO): cytoplasm
Molecular function (GO): cobalt ion binding; allantoinase activity; zinc ion binding
Source: RefSeq, a predicted model, not a curated record
UGGACCUCGUAUGCGAUCAACCAAAAGCCACGCUAAUUACAAUCAAUGUAAAACAGCUGGGUGAUCAUACCACCUUGGUAACGUAGUGUAGAGUGUGCACAUACAGAGAUAAUACAAAAUUUUCACAGCUCAGCUCAUACUACGAAAAAAGAACCUCAACAAAAACAACAACGGAAGCUGGGACCUUCCAGACGACCUAAUCUUCCAGCGAUGGAAACCGUCUACACCAGCAAGCGAAUAUUUGUCAAUAGCGCCAGCCAGCCGGCCGAUGUGUUUCCCGGCGGGAUCGUUCUGUCGGCCAUUGACGGUAAGGUGACACGCGUCCUCAGCUCCCGGGCAGCUGUCGAACGUUACUUCAAGGACAAUGAAGGUGAUUUUAAGCAUUUCGACUUUGGCAAUUUGAUGCUUAUGCCCGGGCUGAUCGAUACGCACGUCCACAUUAACGAACCGGGUCGUACCGAAUGGGAAGGUUUCCACACUGCCACAAAGGCCGCCGCAGCCGGCGGUUUCACCACGAUCUGUGACAUGCCGCUCAACUCGAUACCGCCAACGACCAGUGUGGCCAACCUCCGUACCAAAGUUAACGCAGCCAGGGGAAAGAUUUUUGUGGAUGUCGCGUUCUGGGGCGGGCUGGUGCCAAACAAUCAUCACGAGCUGCGCCGCAUGAUUGAUUCCGGUGUGAUUGGAUUCAAAUGCUUCCUAUGCCCUAGUGGUGUGGAUGAGUUCCCACACGUAUCGGAGGAACAGGUGUAUGCAGCGGCACGAUUGAUCGAGGGCACUGGUGCAGUGUUAGCUUUCCAUGCUGAAGUCGAAUGUCAUCAACAACAAAAGGAAGACCUGUGCAACAUCAACGAUCCGUUCAAGUAUCGCACAUUUCUCCAAUCCCGUCCAGAUAGUAUGGAGCAGCAGGCGAUCGAGCUAGUGGCAAAAGUGGCUCAACAGUUCGACAUUCGGACACACAUCGUACACCUUUCGUCGGCACGAGCACUACCGACAAUACGACAUGCCCGAGCCCUCGGUGGCCGACUCACGGUGGAAACCUGUCAUCACUAUCUUGCACUUGCUGCCGAAGAUGUGCCGGACGCGCAUACGGAGUUCAAGUGCUGCCCACCGAUACGGGAUCGCACAAACCAGGAACAGCUUUGGCGUGCCGUGCAGGACGGCGAGAUCGAUCUCGUGGUGUCGGAUCAUUCGCCUAGCACGCCGCAGAUGAAGCUGCUUACCGAUGGGAAGCAGCGUGGUAACUUCCUCGAAGCUUGGGGCGGUAUCUCAUCCCUCCAGCUAGGGUUACCGCUGUUCUGGACGCACUGUAAGCAGUACGGUCUCACGUUGAAGGAUGCGGUCCGAUUGCUCUGCACCGAACCGGCACGUCUGAGCGGGCUGGACCAGUAUAAGAGCCGGCUCGAGCCUGGUUACGAUGGUGACAUCUGUGUGUGGGAUCCUGAGGGUACGUUUACCGUCACGGAGGAUAUGAUCGAGUUCCAGCAUAAGACGACACCUUAUCUAAACCGUACACUGCACGGCGUGAUACAUGCGACGUUUCUGCGUGGCUCACCAAUCUAUUUCCGAUCGCAUGUGCCGUCAUUUUCUUCGCCUUUGGGCAAUAUUCUCCUUGGUAGCAGAAACGAGAAUACCAACAACAACGAUAAAGAUAAGCCACUGCAUACGUCUUCUGAGGAGGAUGAGUUGGAGGACGAUGUAGAUUUGUGAAAUUCUACAAUACUCAUAAGACAACCUGAAUUCUACUCCACUAUUAGUUCUAACAUAUCUUUAGAUAUCGUAUUACUCAUCAACGAGGUACAACACACAGUGCGUACUAGUGAAUUCGAGUCGUUUCCUAAGUACUGUUUUUAUAGUAAACUUACUACAAGCUGUUGGCGGUAAGCGGGUUGUGACGUGAUCACCGCAUCUCUCGGGACGAGGUCAAUGUGCCACGAAUACGUAGAUUAAUUGAGUGGAAAGUUUCCAAAGCUGUUUGGCAUUCGAACCGAAUUUUGCUUGAUUUUUGGUCGACAGGUCGGAUCCUUUUAGGUGAUAAGCACAGCGCGUUGGAACGAUCAGGUUUAAUCUCGUUUAUAUGAGGAACAUGUUACGAACUGACGUACAAAAAUAAAGUACAAUUA